CAAAUAAUUUGACAACCGUAUUGUAGUGUAAAUUCAGAAUUGAUCAUUUACAAUAGCUAUUUUUACUAAUAUAUAUACAAUAAAAUCUUGUAAUGUACAAACUUUGACGGCUAUAUUGGAUAUUAAAUAUGAGUUAACUGACUGUUUUAUUUUCGAUCUAAGUAUACAUGUACCACAAGAGACGAUACAAAUAAAUUAAAUAUGAAUUAUUUGAGAUCACUUGCGUCGCGUGUUCGGCAACCUAUAUUGAAAAAAACUCUUAUUCGAAGCCCUAUUUUUCAAAAAAAUCCCAUUGAAAUUUCACGACAAUAUGUAUCACAAACAGAAGUUGAUGAUGAAAUGGAAAUAUUUGUAAGUCAACUUUGUAAAGGUGACAAAGAACUAGAAAAAAAAUUUAGAGUAUUAAUGCUAGAAGUUGAAGUAAUGCGUCAAGAUGGUCGCUUUGCUCCAGAUAAAAUCCAAUUGGAUCAGUGGGAACAUUUAUUAGAAUUACCUAGCAAAAAUCAACGAUCAAACUAUCUUACAUUUCUAUGGAAGACUGAAAAGAGAAAGGAAAACCAAAAAGCUAAAAAAGAAGCUAAAAGAAUUGAGUUUGAAAACUCACCUCCACAAGAAAUUAGGGAAUACCCAGAUGACUUAUCGUAUGGCAUUAAAUAUCAAUCAUUGUUUCUUCGCAUUCGUGAUCAGUCAAUCAACUAUUUCGACAAUUAUAGGGCUCUCCAAGCAAUGACUUAUGGACAAUCAGUUGUUAUUGACUGCUCAUAUGAGAAUCACAUGGUACGGAGAGAAAUAACAAAUGCUGCAAAGCAAAUGACUUUUGUCUUUGGUGAUAAUAGAAUACAUAAAGAUCCAUUUAAUUUACACAUUUGUAAUGUUAAUAUGAAAGGAGAAUUUAUGAAACAGUUAAAGAAAAAUAUACCAUCCAUAUAUGAACCAUGGUUUCCAUUAAACAUUCACACCACAAGCUACUUAGAUGUAUUUCCUAAAGAGAAACUUGUCUAUCUUACACCCCACUGUCGUGAAGAGUUAACAACAUUUGAUCCUGAUAGCGUAUACAUUAUUGGCUGUAUGGUUGACAAGAUUAAUAAUGAACCUCUCUCAUUAGCAAAAGCUAAAAAAGAUGGCCUUAAAAUGGCCAAAUUGCCUCUUGACAGAUACUUGGAAUGGGCCCCAGGUUCAAAAAAAAAUUUAAAUAUAAACCACAUGGUGCCUAUUCUUUUGGAUUUGAGACUGACUGGUGACUGGGAAUUUGCAUUGAGACAUAUCCCACGAAGAAAACUUAUGGAAACAAAAAUAAUGGCCAUGCAGAAGAUGUUACAAACUACUUCUUUACCCAAAAAAGAAAUAUUUAAAAAAUUCCAAGGAAUACCGAUGCAGAAAAAUUAUUUAACCCGUAAUGAAAAAAAGUUUAAAUCAAAGAGAACAUUAUAUGAUGAUGAUAAUUUUUAAAUAAAAUUUUUAACAAUGCAUUUUUAUUCUUUAUUUCAUAUUUUCAUUUCUUCUUAAGUCUUAAAAAUGUAUAUUACUUUACGAUAAAGGAUUUCUAUAAUUCAUUUUCUUAAGUAUUAACAAGUCUAAUUUUGUACAAUAUACAAAACAUAAUUAAACCAUAAAAACACUAUGUAUAUGAGAUGCAUAAGUGUUUAA
Nymphalis io (European peacock) is the source of this 1647-nucleotide messenger RNA. It is a transcript of the gene rswl, whose product is annotated as mitochondrial ribonuclease P protein 1 homolog. The record is from RefSeq and is a predicted model, not a curated record. Gene Ontology annotation, molecular function: tRNA binding. Gene Ontology annotation, biological process: mitochondrial tRNA 5'-end processing; positive regulation of mitochondrial translation. Gene Ontology annotation, cellular component: nucleus; mitochondrion; nucleoplasm. The coding region runs from base 202 to 1449 and encodes 415 amino acids. NCBI's taxonomy places the organism in Eukaryota, Metazoa, Arthropoda, Insecta, Lepidoptera, Nymphalidae. The transcript is spliced from 5 exons.